AUGCCGGGAUCUCUCGGGGUCUAUGCAGCCGAAUCCUUGGCAGCAGACUCUGCGCCUGAAGCAGCAUACACGGCCCUUGACGAGUAUGCCACCCAGUAUGCGUCUCGGUGGCGCACCCAACAUGGCUACGCGAAUGACACUGACUUCGCAUUUGCGUUCGCUAGCUAUGAGGAGGCACGCGCUACGGGAGGAACCCUGAUUGCAGAAGAGUGGGCAACCAUUCGAUCUGAGGCAUCAGGCUCUCUCUUUGGAGCAGUGGCGUCUGCAUUGGAUGCGCCGGUGGGUUCGAGCAACCUGGCAGCGCAGGUGGCACGGAGGCCGACUACCUUCCUCAAGAGAGUGGCGGCCAAGGGGCGAUUGUUUCGUAGCCGUGCUCAUCGAGAUCCCCCCCAGGCCCAAAGUCAGGUCAGUCUGGCGGAGGAGUUCGCUGACGAGCUAGCAGAGGCACUGUAUCAAUUGGGGGCCAUGAAGCCGGCUGGGGAAAUCACGGCCCAGUUGGAGCAGGAGUGGCGUGCAGCUCUGAGGCGUCGGGCCACGGGGAAGAUCCUCGUCACAGAGCGGCCUACACUGAAGGGGGCACUUCUCACUUUCGGCGAACUCCAAGUCCAUAUGUUUGAACGAGGUCGCCGCUUUCCGCCAGGAGCAGUCGAUGUGGACGCCUUUCUCUUUGGUGGGACCAAAGCACAGUCGCGGGCCUUGGCCGGCCUGAAGUGGCUAGCCAAAACGGGCACCUUGGGCCUCGAGUUGGGAGGUUACGACUUCCGCCAGAACCCCCAAAAGGAGCCCAAGCAGGCGGCGGUGCUGGUGCCAACAAUGGUACCUAUCCUGGAGCAAGCAGUGCAGGACAUGUAUCAGGCCAACAACCCUCUGUGGCGUGCUCUGGUGGGGCUUUGGUGCUGCAUGACGGGGUGUUUGCGGUUUGAACACUUGCGGCGGGCAUCCCCUAUGCGCCUCUCCAGAUCGACCUUCCAUUUCCACUGCAGUCGAGGGAAGCAGCGCGGCAAUCGUGCAGGCUUCGACUUUGCGGUGCCAGCGGUCUUUUGCUCUGGAUGGCCUUGGGCCCGUCUCUGGUUGAAGAGUUGGCAAGCCCUGCCCCAAGGUGCACAGACCUACAGCGGGUUGCCAUUCGAUGCUGCAGGGGCACCCUUUACCACGGCCCAAGCCAUCAAGGUGGCGCAGGACAUCUUCACGCCACAUGUGGGAGCUGACGUUACCAGCUUAACGUCAUACUCGUUUCGGCGUGUAGGGCCGACAUACGCCAAUUUGGCCGGAUGGGCAGCUUCGGAUCAACUUGCACUAGGAGAUUGGCUAGACACAACCAAGCAGAAGGCCCAGGGAAUCACUAUGCCACUGCGUUACAGUGGAGCCAGGUAUACGACGAGUGUCCGUCGUAAGCACUGGCUGGCAGGCUCCAUCGGCGUGCUGACCUCCUUUGCGACAUGGGAUGAGAUUCCAGGUGCCGAGAUGGCCAAGGCGGAGUCGACCGGGGCGGCAGUGAUGGAAGUGGCUAUUCAGAGGGAUCUGCAUACAGAAUGGCAGAGCCCUAUUCGCCUCCGGGAGACUAAGCCCCGCUUCAACGUGCCACGUACAUUGCCGUUGCCUGACAGAGUCGAGUACAUGAUGCCAAGGCAGAUCAACGGCAAGAGGGUGUCGGCUUCACUUCGUGAUGGAGCACGUCUUUGUGUCGAAUAUCAGAGGGGGAGGUGCAGCGGUCCUUCCCCUUGCCCGGCAGGCCAGCAUCGAUGCGCGAUCCUGGUUCAGUCAGGUCGCGUUUGUGGUGGUUCCCAUGCGGCCAAGGAAUGCAGGGAGAAGCGCGCGGUGCUUGCUCCUCCAUCGCCUGAGCGUGAGGGGACACGCCCCAAGGUGGCCGCGGUGGUCCUGCGGCCACGAGCAGGGGCACCUAAGGCUUCCAAGGAGGAGGCUGCGGCAUUGCCGCCUCAUCCUAAGAAGGGGCCGCCGCAGCGGCGCGCGCUGGCGAGUGACGCCAGCGACCUUCCGCCACUGAAGCGGCAGCGGGUGGAAUCCCCAGCAGUUCCCGUGAGGCCACCGCCUGAAGCCCGCGGCGGAUUCCUGCAGAGCCUGUGGGCCCGCCUCCGAGCAGACUCCUACGGGGCUGACACCUGGCCUCGGAGGAGUGGGGCGAGCAAUCUGGAGGUGCACUUCGAUCGUCUGGCUACAGCGGGUGGCAAUUCGGCGCAGCGGCCUACGAAGAUCUGGGAAGGAGCGAAUGGUGGUAUCCUGUGGCUGGCAGGGCUGCCUACGGAGGACACAGCGUCUUCCUUUCCGCGCUGUGACAUUCAGCUCAAUUGGAUGCAGCAGGCGGUGACAGCACGUGGUGGCGUGGCGUUGCCGGGUGCCCUGCAACUCCAGAUCAGCAUCACUGAUUCGACGUCUCGGGACGAUCAGUGGCGCGAAGCUUGGCCAGUCAUUCGCCAAACCCUCUUCACAGGAGGUAGUGUCCUGGGCCACUGCAUGGCUGGCCGCCAUCGAGCUGCCACUGGGCAGUCCCUCCUCUUGGCCUUGGUGGACAACAUCAGCUUCGAGGAAGCCCAGAGGCGUGUCAGCCGUCUACGUGACGUCGAGAUCCACAAGGCAAUGGCUCAGGGCACGGUGGCGAAGUGGGUCCGCUACACCCGAAAGAACAGCAUGUCGGGCAAGGUUUGGCCAUCCCCUCGAGCAUUCAUCUUCACGGACCGGUCCCAGAUUCACUUGGAAGUGGAGCAAGGAGUGCCUCUUUGCAAGCAUCGCCAAGGAUCCAUUGCUAGCCAAAGGCUCAAGGAUGUGACCGAGGUUGAGUCCGUGGAGGAAGCCCAGGGCUACGAUCGUCCCUUCUGCAAAGACUGCCUCCAGCGGGCAGCAGCGAAGUUCCACCCAAAGUGA
This is a messenger RNA of Symbiodinium natans, 2880 nucleotides long. NCBI's taxonomy places the organism in Eukaryota, Dinophyceae, Suessiales, Symbiodiniaceae. The record is from the annotation of a GenBank genome assembly.